Sycon ciliatum is the source of this 2878-nucleotide messenger RNA. RefSeq lists its product as uncharacterized. The record is from RefSeq and is a predicted model, not a curated record. Bases 551 to 2170 code for a protein of 539 amino acids. NCBI's taxonomy places the organism in Eukaryota, Metazoa, Porifera, Calcarea, Leucosolenida, Sycettidae. The transcript is spliced from 2 exons.
GCCCUUCCCACGGUGGCGCACGAUUUACAGUUGUCCGAUACCAUACCCGUACAUUAGCUUACACCUGAGCGGAAGAUGUCAUGUCGGGGGUUAGUCCAAAGUGACAAGAUUGUGUGUUUUGCUGUAAGGCCACCAGAAGAAAGGAAAUGGCGACGGUGAACAGCUGCGACCCAGUGCCAGGUGCUAGGAAAGCGAAAUUCUGGCGAUACUUCUUCGUCCCGUCUGCACGAUCAGCUGGUGAUCUACUCGACCCGUGCGCGACGCUAUCUCGUAUAAAUAUCUGAGAAGACGGUGUGCUGAAACUGACACUCGGAUGAUUUUCAGGCUUGCCACGUUACUGCCAGGAGGGUUGUAGUUCGCUUGUAUUGCCUUACGACAUUCCGGUAGCCUCGACCUUUAUAAUAAUAGUAACAUACAAGUAUUUUGCUAAGUUUCAGAAGAAACCAUAAGUUGUAUUGCAUGUUCAUAUCCCCUCCAUUGCAGCCUAUCUACAGAUUGUCAUCGUCUACACCGAAGUACGUUGCAGUGAACAAACACGGAUAGGCAAGCUAUGCAGUACGUCGCAGUGUGUAUUCUUGCCUUUGCCAGCCUUGGUAUCGCCUUGGUGGUGGCGACACCACGAGCGCGCCCUCUCACCAACGUAGAAGAACUUUCCGAAUCGACCGGGCGUCAGCUUAUACAAAGAGUGCAAGGAGAGCGCUUCCAUCAACACGUCCGAGCUCCCGUCACUCGGCGUUUGCAAUGGCUGGACAUGUUGCUAGGCAAGUACAUGCUAUCGAAGCGUGGAAGGCCCAAAGAAGUCAAAACACUGCAGCUUUACGUGGAAUCGUACGGUCGAACUCCAGCGGCAAAGGGUGUAGCCGUUGGUUGUGGACUUACUCCAGAACGGGCUUGUGCCACUGUGUCCGAUGCACUGCGGGCCUCCAUCGAGCUGAAAUCACCUCCGACACUUGUUAUCAACCUCAUUGGCAAUCCUAAAGAUGGCUGCUUGAUUUCUGCUGGCCAGACAAGGUUGGAAGUGGUGAUAGAGAGGGCAGUAUCGCUGCAAGUCAGAGCGGCCAACAUCAAAGGCUGCAAGUACGCCAGGCUGAUGUACAUACCGGGAUUUCUCAGGCUCUACGGUGACUACACGCUGCAAAGACAAAGUGUGUCUCUGGAGAGCCUGCUUUUCGAGCGGGCUGAGGCAUCUCCACCAGGUCGCAAGCUUUCAUACUCCGUGCUGACAUUCGCCUCAAACCCGCAUUCUAACGCCUCCAAUAGCUUGGCCAUCUCACUUCGAGACUGUGCUUUCAAGCUCACUGAUGACGUAGGCGCCGUGCAGGUGGUCAUGAAAAACAACGAAACACUUCACGUGACCCUGUCACAGUGCAACUUCACAGGAGUUGGCCUUCGCAGUACAGGGGGGUCGAUGGUAUCUUCACACAGUGUAUACAUCUCGAGCUUCAGGCGCACGAGAAUCGACAUUUCAAACAGUCGCUUCACCAAUCUGUACAGCGCAACGCGUAGCUGGUCCUUCUAUAGACAAGCGAUAGUUCGACUCUCUACAGGAAAGCAACCACCCAUUCCUGGGGCCGUUCACAUCGUCAACACCGUGUUCGAGAAAUGCAUCGCGAAUCACCUAAUCGACAAUCAGGGCUUUGACUUACGAGUGCAAAGUAGCAGCUUCCUCAAUAAUCUGCUCAUCAGCGACGCAAUACAGACAGACUACGAAAAGUCUCUGAAUGUCAACAACUGCGUAUUCCUAGCAAACCAACUUAAAGGCCGAAUGUCUGCUGAGAUAUGCUUCGGUUCCUUAGAGAAAGAACUUCCCGACAAAAAGCUCCCAACGCGCGUGAUGCGAAUCGAAGGGAACAGAUUCGAGCGCGUCUUUCCUGACGGGAUGGAAAUGACGCAUUUUCAGCGCUUCACUAUCGUCGGCUACGGGCGCCACCGACCAGGAAGUCGAAGGCCAUUUGAUGUCGUGCAGCUCAGCAAGAACGAGUUCAUUCAUUCGACCGUGUACGCUAGAGCUAGUGCUCCGGUGAUUCGCACUAACAAUGUCAACUUCAAGAUGGUGGAUAACAUAUACAGGAUUGGACGUAAUGGAACGGCGGAGACAAUGACCGUGAAGGGCAAGUGGGAUAACACAUUCGGAAACCCACCACCCAUAUUCGAUAAAAGUCCGUUCUAAACUUACAUAUAGAUGAUUGUACAGUAAAGUAAAACCUGGAAGUAAAGACUACCGUGACUGGCGACCAGCCUGCUACUACAGACCACCGUGACUGGCGACCAGCCUGCUACUACAUCCCACUUCGCCGGGCACGGACGGUCUCGUAUUCACCUAUGGUUGUGUGCAUGGCGUAAACCUCUAACUAAGGACCACCUGCAACUAAAGACCGGUUUCUCAGGACCCAAGGGGUGGUCGUUAGUUACAGGUUUUACUGUAUUCGUAUUUACAUCAUGUUUGUCGCUGUUGGUGGCCAUUGCUAUUUUAGUCAGCCAUUAUCUGUUUUAUUGUUUCCACGCAAUCUCUCCAUCAUUCUGUUUCCAUUCCUCGUUUGCCGCGUUUUCAGUUUCAUUCCAAACAAUACAUUGCUGGGUUAGCCAAUGACCACUUUACGUGGCGAUUGCAGGGUUUUUAUAGCCAACCACGGCUUGCAGAAUGGCCACAUUUCGAAAUUUACAAUUCAUCUUUUCAGGUAAUUGCGAUCAGUCAAUUUUACAUCCGGUAUCUUUGUCUACACACUCUAUAGAUAGCCAUUUCUUCCGCAGUUGUGGUAAGUUGUGGUAACAUUCCUUUGUUGCCUAGUGAUAUCACGCUCAUCAUUCACUCCCUCAUCACUGGACAGUUCUGUCCGUUUGGUUUUGCCAAACCAAAUAAAGAAACCAACUACAAGAA